CGUCCCCCGUGCUCCCGUUUCUUGUGUUAUGAAAACUACAGAGAAAUCUUAGGUAACUGCUCCUCGUCCUUGUUCAGCGCCAUGUGGAGAAACGAGGGGCGGCGGCUGCUCGUCUAACUCCUCAGUCCGUCAAAGUUUUCAGAGUUUCUCAGAGAAGAGAAGAGAAAAGAAAAGAUAAGAAAAGAGCAUCAUGGUGAAACGGAGAGAAGCAGCAGAGACGGAUACAAAGAAACCGAGGCAGGUGCAGCAGAAAGCGACGACGAAGAAGAACAAGAAAGAUGCAGGUAACGACAACAAAGACAAAGAGGAGAAGCUCGAGAGGAAAGUUAAUCCGAGGUCACGUUUACCCUCAAAGGGAGCAGCAGGAAAAACCCAGUCCCCCAGAUCCGGAUCCAGAUCCAGAUCCAGAUCCGCCGUUAAAACCAGUAAAUACUUCCAUUCACCGGUGAAAGAGGAGAAGGACAGUGAAGAAGACUUCGACAUGGUCACUUCGCCUCCACGUGUCACCAAACCGAAGAAGGAGAAGAAGGAGAAGAAGGAGAAGAAGGAGGAGGAGGAGGAGGAGGACAGCGAAGACGACUUUGACAUGGUCACCUCUCCACCACGUGUCAUCAAACCAAAGAAGAAGAAGGAGGAGGAGGAGGAGGAGGAUGAGGAGGAGGAGGACAGUGAAGAAGAUGAGGAUGAUUGGGAGGAGGUGGAAGAGCUGGACGAGCCGCUGGGUCCAGAGGAACCACCAGAACCCGUCCUGCCCUCUGAGCCCGUUCAGAUAGAGAUCGAGACUCCAGAAGUCAGAAAGAAGCUGAAGAGACAAGCAGAGCUGGAGACGUACCUGAAGAGGAUGAUGAACCGAUACAAGAAGGACCUGCUGAUGGACACUCACAAGGUCCACCUCAUGUGCCUGGUGGCCAGCGGGAUGUUUCGGAACCGGCUGUGCAGCGAACCGGACCUCGUGGCCGUCACCAUGUCCCUGCUGCCCCCCCACUUCGGCUCGGUGGCCAAGCAGCGCAUCGACGAGCGCUUCCUCUCCGGCCUCCUCAAAUGGUUUAAGGCGACGUUCACCCUGAACCCAAGUCUCCCCUACGAGGAGCGUCCGGACCCCCGGGCUCUGCUGGAGAGACGACUGGCCAGCCUCUCGGCCCGAGACCAUCAGGAGAUGACACAUCUUUUCCUCUUGGUGCUGAGGUCUCUGCAGCUCUUCUGUCGACUGGUUCUUUCUCUGCAGCCGGUUUCUUUCAAGCCUCCGUCGGCCAAGGACAAAGGGGCUCAAUCGUCCAGUGCCGCCCAGAAAAAGAGCCAGAAAACCUCCCCGAAGGAGCCAAAGGUUUCUCCUGGCACCAAGAGACCAGCUGGUGAGGGGAAGACGACGGGAGGUAGAGGAGGAAAGAAAGCAAAGAAGAAGAAGGAGGUGAAGGAGGAAGAGGAGGAGGAGGAGGAGAAGGGUGUUGUAUCUGGAGGGCAGAGGCCAAAGAACUCAAAACGUCGCAGCGUGGCCUCAAAGGUCAGCUACAAGGAGGACAGCGAAGAGGAGGAGGAGGAGGAGGAGGAUGAGGAGGAGGAAUUUGAGGCCACUGCUGAGGAGGACAGCGAGGAUUCAGAGAGCGAAGCUAAAUCUGCGAAGGGUAAGAAGGGGAAAGGGAAGAGCAAAGGAACCAGAAACAAAAAGACUGUAGCUCCAAAGAGAAGGAGUGGUGUUAAAAAAGAAGAGGAAGAAGAAGAAGAAGAGGAGGAGGAGGAGGAAGGAAUGGAAAAAAGAAGAAGAAGUGGGAAAAAGAAGGAGGGGCCUGGAGCGGACGAGUGGUUGGAGGUGUACCUGGAGAAGACGUCGUCCUGGGUCUGCGUGGACGUGGACCACGGCGUCGGGGCGCCUCACCUCUGCUACGAGAACGCGACGGCGCCGGUGACGUACGUGGUGUCGGUGGACGGCGACGGGUUCCUGAAGGACCUGGGCAGGAAGUACGACCCCAAAUGGAUGACGGCGUCCAGGAAGAGGAGGCUGGACGACGACUGGUGGGAGGAGACGCUGGAGCCGUUCCUGGGACCCGAGGACGAGAGGGACGCGAAGGAGGACAAGGAGCUCCAGAAGAAGCUCAUGAACAAACCGUUGCCCGUCUCCAUCGGCGAGUACAAGAACCACCCUCUGUACGCCCUGAAGAGACACCUCCUCAAGUACGAGGCCAUCUACCCGGCCACAGCCACGGUGCUGGGCUACUGCCGAGGAGAACCCGUCUACUCCAGGGAUUGUGUUCACACUCUUCAUUCCAGGGACACGUGGUUGAAAGAAGCUCGAACCGUCAGAAUCGGUGAGGAGCCGUACAAGAUGGUCCGAGGAUUCUCCAACCGAUCCCGUAAAGCCCGGAUGAUGAGCGAGCUGAAGGAGGAGAACGACCUGCCUCUGUUUGGAGAGUGGCAGACUGAGGAGUACCAGCCUCCUCUGGCUGUGGACGGGAAGGUUCCUCGUAACGACUACGGUAACGUCUACCUGUUUAAGCCCUGCAUGUUGCCCGUGGGCUGCGUUCACCUGCGGUUGCCCAACCUGCACCGCGUGGCCCGGAAGCUGAACAUGGACGCGGCGCCUGCGGUCACGGGCUUCGACUUCCACGGAGGAUACUCCCACGCCGUGACCGACGGUUAUAUCGUGUGUGAGGAGCAUGAGGAGAUCCUCAGAGCCGCGUGGGUGGAAGAACAGGAGCUUCAGAAACAGAAGGAGAAGGAGAAAAGAGAAAAGAGGGCGACUUCCAACUGGACUCUGCUGGUGAAGGGGCUCCUGAUCAGAGAGAAGCUCAAACAGCGCUACGGCAACAAGAGCCAGGGCCUGGGGGGCGUGGCCAACGCCAACGCCGACCACGCCCCCGGCGGGCUUUCGUCUGACGAGGAGCCGGGCGCAGGGGGCGGGGCUAACGAAGACACUAAGACGGCGUCGGAGACUCUGGCCAUGUCCUGGCCUCAGAACAGACAGACGCAGGAGGACGAGGGACCGAAGAGGAGGAGGAGGAACAACCGAGAGAAGAAGGGUCAGGACCAGCAUCUGUUCCCCUUCGAGAAAGUGUGAAGGACGGAGAUUAUUCGAAAUGAUUUCAGGUGUAAAUAAAUACUGAACCGGCUCCACAGGCUCAUGAAACCUAGAAACAACCGUCCACGUCUGAGCGGCUCCCACAGCAAACUACAAACUCUUCUUCUUCUUCUUCUUCUUCUUCUUCUUCUUCUUCUUCUUCUUCUUCUUCUUCUUCUUCUGUUCGUCACGUCCUGUCUCACGUUUCCUUUGCUGCCAUUUAACGGCAGACGUCUGUAUAUUUGUACACGUCAGCAUUUAAAUCACUUUUUGUACCAGGAGUAUUUUUUUGUACGAGUAAAAAUCAAAACUGACAAAAGAAAA
This is a messenger RNA of Mugil cephalus (flathead mullet), 3376 nucleotides long. RefSeq names its product xeroderma pigmentosum, complementation group C (gene xpc). The coding region runs from base 191 to 3052 and encodes 953 amino acids. Gene Ontology annotation, molecular function: damaged DNA binding; single-stranded DNA binding. NCBI's taxonomy places the organism in Eukaryota, Metazoa, Chordata, Actinopteri, Mugiliformes, Mugilidae. The record is from RefSeq and is a predicted model, not a curated record. Gene Ontology annotation, cellular component: cytoplasm; nucleus; XPC complex. Gene Ontology annotation, biological process: mismatch repair; nucleotide-excision repair. The transcript is spliced from 14 exons.